Messenger RNA from Clupea harengus (Atlantic herring), 1247 nucleotides. RefSeq names its product transmembrane protein 41B (gene tmem41b). Gene Ontology annotation, cellular component: endoplasmic reticulum membrane. Gene Ontology annotation, biological process: autophagosome assembly. Bases 115 to 960 code for a protein of 281 amino acids. The transcript has 7 exons. The record is from RefSeq and is a predicted model, not a curated record. Lineage: Eukaryota; Metazoa; Chordata; Actinopteri; Clupeiformes; Clupeidae.
AUGUACCAAUCAGGAAGGAAUCUCCGGGGCCUCAGUGCCAGUUAAUCUGCUUCUGUUGGGCUGCCCCGCUCCUGUCAGCCGUUUACCGACAAUUCUGUUCAGUUUCACAACAGAAUGACCAAGAAAAGAGGCGCCACACGGGAGGCAGACGCCGCUCCGUUGGUUGAAGCCGAACAAAAGCCGACGGAAACUUUGACAGUUAAAGGAUCUUCAUAUGCAGGGUCGGGCUCGGCCCGCCGGUCGCUGCUAAUCCUGGUAGGCAUCUUUGCGUGCGCUGCUUCCAUCAUGUACCUGGUCUACCGGAACUUUCCAGAACUCAGUGCGGAUGAGAUGGAGAAGAUGAAGAUCCCCAAAGACAUGGAGGACGCUAAGGCCCUGGGGACCGUGCUGUCCAAAUACAAGGACACGUACUAUUCCCAGGUGCUGCUGGCCUACUUCACCACAUACGUGUUCCUCCAGACCUUCGCCAUCCCAGGCUCCAUCUUCCUCAGCAUCCUGUCGGGGUACCUGUACCCCUUUCCUCUGGCGCUGUUUCUCGUGUGCCUGUGUUCAGGUCUAGGUGCUUCCUUCUGUUACCUGCUGUCUUACCUGGUGGGUCGUCCAGUGGUGCACAGGUACCUGACGGAGCGAGUCCAGAAGUGGUCCCAGCAGGUUGACGGGCACAGAGAGCAUCUUAUCAAUUACAUCAUCUUCCUGCGCAUCACGCCCUUCCUGCCAAACUGGUUCAUCAACAUCACCUCGCCAGUCAUCAACGUGCCGCUCGGCGUCUUCUUCCUAGGCACCUUCCUGGGUGUGGCUCCUCCGUCGUUCGUGGCGAUAAAGGCGGGGACGACGCUGUACGCGCUGACGACGGCGGGCGAGGCGGUCAGCUGGAGCUCUCUGGCCGUGCUGGGACUGCUGGCGCUGCUCUCGCUGCUGCCCGUGGCCUUCCAGAGCCGCCUCAAGACCAAGCUCCAAUAGGCACAGCCAGCUCAGAUCAGCUCAGGAAUGGUGCAGGCCGCUGUCACUCGUACACUCACCUUUAGCCCCGCCUCUUCCUAUCCCUCCCCGCGGAUGUUCUGCUUGGCCUCCUGAUGACUCAGUAAAUUACGACCUGUUUCUUCAGACAUGGGCUUCAUUUUGGCCUCCAUGAGCUUCCGUCUCAUACACUCUAAACGGUCACUUCAGAUGGCUGUUAAGUCUGAUAUCUCACUACUGGUCUCUGCUCUCUCCACUCUCACUACUGCUCUCUGCUCUCUCACCACUGG